AAAGAGUCAAUUAAAUAACUCUCAUAAGAAAAUGACAAAUCUAGAAAAAUCUUUAUCUGAAACGACAACCUCAGUUGUUUCAAGUAAUGUCAUAGACAUUGAAUCAUCAACUAAACCAGAAGAGAAUCAUAAUUAUAAUGGUUUAGAUGAUAGUAGUAAAGUAAUUAGUGAGGCAGCGACAUAUGGUUCGCUUUGUAAUUUUGGAGAUUUACCUUAUUGGUGUCAAGAUAAUCGUAAUAUAGUCAGUGGAUAUCGAAGGCCAACAUUUUCAUAUCUCAAAUGCACAUAUUCACUAUUUUACAUUCAUAAUGAGUUUG
Molecule: messenger RNA, 317 nt
Organism: Racocetra persica
Lineage: Eukaryota; Fungi; Glomeromycota; Glomeromycetes; Diversisporales; Gigasporaceae
Source: the annotation of a GenBank genome assembly